Molecule: messenger RNA, 1698 nt
Organism: Thecamonas trahens ATCC 50062
Lineage: Eukaryota; Apusomonadida; Apusomonadidae
Product: amine oxidase
Exons: 1
Coding region: 1-1698 (565 amino acids)
Molecular function (GO): oxidoreductase activity
Source: RefSeq, a predicted model, not a curated record
AUGUUCUCAGGCUUCUUCUGGCCGCUUAUUCUCCGCACCGUUGCCGGUGCGCAGACGGUGUACGGCCUUGUCCUCGCUGCCGACGUUGGCAACCUGGCUCUUGUAGCCGGUACGCUGACAGGCCUCACUGCUAUGGCCGUUUUCGUGGCUGCGGCCUGGGGGCUCUCCAAGCCAUCGAUUGUGGCGGCGUGGCGGGCAAAGGUUGCGCAUGGAGCCGGCGGCUCUGUCGAUGGCGAGCGAGGCAUGCGGAGCGAUCGGCUGGAUGUGCUCGGUGUGGAGCAGGUCUACGUCGACGCUGAUCCGGUGCCGCUGGAAACGUUUGGCGCGGCGGGUCGAGCCGAGCGGAUUGCGGGCGGAACGGUGAUGGUGGUUGGCGGCGGUGUGUCGGGCCUCGGCGCGGCCUGGGCGCUGGAGCAGGACGGGUGGCAGGUGACACUCAUCGAGGCCGAGGCCGAGCUCGGCGGGCAUACGACGACGCUGCGUGGGGAGGAUCUCGGUUUGCCGGCGGAUCCUGUGACCGGCGCCGUGCCGACGGUCGACCCCGGGUUCCAGAUCUGCAACCCGCUGCACUACCCGGGCUUGCUCGCCUGGUUCCGCAAGUUGGGCAAGUACGUGGCGCUGCGACCGACCGAGAACUCGCUCUCUGUCUCGUCGCAUGUCGACGGCUACGGCUGGGCGUCGUGCGCGUCGUGGCUCGGGCUGGUCAAGUGUCUCGCGCUGCGCGGGCGGAAGUUUGCGGCCAUGAUGCGCGAUAUGGUCCGGUUCCACGCCGAGGCAGAGGGCUACCUCACUGCUCUGCCGGACAUGACGCUGCGCGAGUUUGUGGCGCGCGAAGGGUACUCGGACGCGUUUGCGGCCGACUACCUCAUGCCGUGCGUUGCGUCACUGUGGUCGUGCUCGGCUGAGGGCGCAUGGGCGUGCUCGAUCCACUUUAUCAUCCGCUUCUUCCGCAACCACCACAUGCUCAACAUCUUUUCUCGCCCGGUCUGGCACACGCUCAUCGGCGGCUCGUCGACGUACGUUGACGCGUUUAAGGCCUCGUUUAGGGGCACGAUUGUGACCAGUGCGCCGGCGGCACGGUUGGUCCACGCGCCCAACGGUGGCGAAGCGUGGCGGGUGACGACUGCCGACGGGCGGAGCUUUGACGCCUCGGCCGUCGUCCUCGCCACCCACUCGUCGACGACGCUGCGGCUGCUGCAGGCCUCGAGCGCCGCGGUGACGUCCGGGCUCGGUACGCGGCGCGCAUCGGCGUUGCUUGCCACGCUCAACGAGCUGCCAUACUACUCGAGCAAGGUCUACGUCCACACCGACGCGUCGCUCAUGCCCGCGGCGCGCGAGCUGUGGGCCUCAUGGAACUCGGUCGUGCUUAGCACUGGCGAGUCGAUCUGCACAUACUACGUCAACAAGCUGCAGGCGCCCGACUACACCGGCACGGACAUCUUUGUCACCGUGGUGCCAGAGGGCACGUCUGCGGCGGCGCUCCCGUCCGACCUCUCUCUCCUCCGCAAGCUCCCGUUCGACUGGGAGCACCCGUCGAUGUCUGUGGGCGCAGUGGCAGCGCGGUGCUGCGACGCAUCGCUCCAGCAUCCGGGCGAUGGACUCGUGCUCGCGGGCGCGUGGCUUGGCAACGGCUUCCAUGAGGCCGGCUUCCAGUCAGGCCUGCGCGCGGCAGCGGCGCUGGGCGACGCGCGGCUGUAG